AUGUAUAACAUCACAGGUCUCCAGGGGAUGCAGUAUCCUCGUGAGGGUGACACAUUCCAAGCAAAGGACUAUGCCUACUUCAACCAGCAAUACGCAUCCUCAUCCUACCAGGAAGCCCACGACAUGAACCCAGCUCUUAUCGUCCAACCCAAAGAUGACGAUGAUGUCGUCAAAGCUGUCAAGUGGGCUCGANAAGGAAAAGUCGCUGUCGCCAUCAAGAGUGGCGGACAUCAAUACAGCGGCGCUUCCUCGACAGGCGGAAAGAAUAUCCAAAUCGACCUUAGCAACACCUACAAAGAUAUGAAGGUGUUACCUUCUGAACACCUGCCUGAAGACAGAGCACUGGUUUUCGUCGGAGUAAGCAACCAGCUUCAAGAUUUCAAUGCUUACCUCAAACACAAUGGGCUCUUUGUCCCGCACGGACAGUGCGCCUGUGUCUGUGUUGGAGGUCACGCUCAGACUGGUGGAUACGGUCAGCUUGGCCGCAGCUUUGGCUUAUUCGGUGAUCACAUUGUAAGCAUCCGCAUGGUUGACUACAAUGGCGACAUCAAAGAAGUCAACGAGAAAAGCGACUCGGAGCUCUUUAAUGCCAUCCGUGGCGGUAGCCCUGGCAACUUUGGCAUCAUAACUCACUAUGUAGUGAACGUUUACCAGGCCAAGAGCUAUGUUGGACAGAUAUCGGGACCCAACGGUAUCAAAGGACCGUAUGGUCUAAAAGGCCUCUGGCUUUACGACGGCUCAAUCAUGAAGAAGUUGCUCACCAUCCUUGCCAGGAUGUCUGAUAACCCAGACCUCCCUGGAAAUUUCGACCUGUGCAUUAGUGUUCUCAGCACUGAAUUUCCUGUCACUAUGCUCUUUCCAUCGAUGAAGGAUGAUACACUCUGGCAAAAGGUCCAACAAAGGAUCAAGUCAGCAUUUGCGUCUGAAGUCCUGGAUCUUCUCAAUGGCUCUUUCCCGGCUAUUAUCGUGGUGUAUGCUCAGUGGUGCCCUACAUCCAAGAACGACAAAUACGACGACGCAGUCAAUGAUUGGUUCAAGCGAUUCUGGGAUCUCCGGAACGAUCACCACUAUCUCCACAUCGACGACUUUGGCCGAGACUCGUCAGUAGACAUGGCGACAAUGACGGGCAAAUGGAUCUUCCCCAAGAAGAGAGAAUUCGAUCUCCCCUAUGUCAAACGCACCUGGGUAACUAACUCCAGAACACUCUCGACCAACGGCUGGGUAGACGAUGUGGUAAAGCGACUAGAUCUAGUACUCGACCCACAGCAAAAGCUCAGUGACAACAAACAAGACUGGGAAAAAGAUAUCUACGACCACUGUAAACUCUCAGUUCAGAUCCAAGCCUUUGGAGGGGAAAACUCAAAGUACUUUACCAACAGAAAGAAUGGUGCUUCCUAUAGCUGGAGAGACUCCACUAUUGUCCAAGUUAUCGAUUGCUUUCACGAUGAGAAUGGAAGAAAGUUCGCAGAUGACUGGCAGCAACAUAAUGAUAUAGUUAUGGUUGGGCCUAACAGCAACUUUAGCAAGGUGGAUAAGCGUAUGUUGUGGGGUUCUCAUGGCGAUUGGGAUUUAUCCAGUCCUGAGGUUUGGAAGACUUACUAUGAGGAUGAGGACAAGUAUCGAAGGAUCGGAAAAGUUAGGNGAAAGCAUGACCCUGAUGGCACGUUCACUGCCAAUCCUUUUGCGGUCGAGGCUAUCAAGUCUGUCUGA
This is a messenger RNA of Aureobasidium vineae, 1710 nucleotides long. The record is from the annotation of a GenBank genome assembly. NCBI's taxonomy places the organism in Eukaryota, Fungi, Ascomycota, Dothideomycetes, Dothideales, Saccotheciaceae.